CUGGGAUUAUCAGCAGAGGUUUUAGAAACCACGGUUUUACCGAGGUCAAGAAUGUGGGAUACGGAAGGACACAAAUUGGUGUCAUGACCGCAAAACCUUUUCUUUGAUUUCCCUGUGGCCAUCACCAUAGUCCUAUGAUAUCGUGACAGUGUCGUCUACUCUAGACGAGCUUCACUGCAAUGCUUCGAUCCUACAUUCCUUUGGCAGUUCCUAUCCUGCUUCUGCACAUUCUUUACUUUGACCUGACCAUUGCAGUUCCCUUCAAUAGCAUUGACCAUAGACAACACAAUUCCUUCUUCGAACACCCAUCUCUGAACAGGCACAGUCUAGAGAGGCGGCUACCCACGGGAACAUGCGACGCAAAUACACCUUGCGAGAACGCGGCCUGCUGCGGUACCAACGGCCUAUGUGGCUACUCGCCAACUGAAUGCGGAGCAGGGAACUGUACUUCGAAUUGCGAUGCUAAGGCCUCAUGUGGGCAAUAUGGAAAGCCUGGGCAGCAGAACUGCCCGCUGGACGUGUGUUGCUCAAAGUUUGGGUUCUGCGGUUCGACCAGCGACUUCUGCGAUGCAGGAUGUCAAAAGGACUUUGGCGGUUGUGGCGAUGUCAAACGACCAUCCUGCAAUGGGAACUCGAUUGCGAAGCGCACAAUCGGCUAUUACGAAUCCUGGGCCAACACGAGAAAAUGUCAACCCGUGUCGCCAGAGGAUCUGAACCUCAACGGUUUCACACACUUGAACUUUGCCUUUGCCUCCUUCGACCCUUCGAGCUUCGCCAUUGCGCCCAUGGACUCCAAGAGCGGUGAGCUAUUCGGACGUUUCACCGCGCUGAAAGACACCCAUCCUGGCCUCGAGACGUGGAUCUCUGUGGGCGGUUGGUCUUUCACGGACCCGGGCCCUACCCGGAAUGCCUUCAGUGACAUGACAAGCUCUGCUGGGAACCGGCAAAAGUUCAUCUCGGGGCUCAUCAGCUUUAUGGAGCAGUAUGGCUUCGACGGGGUGGACCUCGACUGGGAAUACCCUCAGGCCGAUGACCGUGGUGGUAUCACGGCAGACAAGGACAAUUACUCCGCUUUGGUCAAGGAUCUGCGCGCAGCCUUUGGCGACAGAUAUGGCAUCUCAAUGACUUUGCCAACAUCGUUCUGGUAUCUUCAGCACUUUGAUCUCAAGGCCAUCCAGCCCAAUGUAGACUGGUUCAACUUCAUGUCCUACGAUCUCCACGGCACGUGGGAUGCCCAAUCCAAAUUCCUCGGUCCUUACAUCGCUCCCCACACCAACGUGACCGAGAUAGACUUGGGCCUCGACUUGCUCUGGCGGGCAGGAGUCAAACCAGAAAAGGUCAUAAUGGGAUUCGGCUGGUACGGGCGGUCGUUCACAUUGACAGACCCAUCAUGCAAUACACCCAAUGGUGUCUGCCAGUUCUCAGGUGGCGCAAAAGAAGGUCCCUGUUCCGGUGCGAGUGGCAUCCUUGACCUGCAGGAGAUCAAGGAUGUCAUCGCUGACAAGAACGUCAAGCCUGUCUGGGACAAGGAUGCGAUGGUGAAGUGGAUAACCUGGGACUCUAACCAGUGGAUAUCCUACGAUGACGACGAUACUUUUGACCAGAAGCGCAAGUUUGCUAAUUCCAGAUGUCUCGGUGGUACCAUGGUCUGGGCUAUCGACCAGGUGAAUCAAGAGGACGACAACCACCUUGCUCCAGCCCCGGGCGUCUCGACACAGGACCAGCAGGACGCCAAGCAAAUGAGCGAUGACCUUGCCGCAGGAGUGACCUGCUACACCACCGACUGUGGCCAGAAGUGCAAAUCGGGCACGAACAAAGUGUCUGAGAUGAACGGCCAGCCAGGAAAAUUGUCAACCAAUGGCCGGUGUGGGAAAGGUGAGUACCGGUCACUCUGCUGCGAUGACGGCACGCGCAUGGGCACGUGUACGUGGCGAGGCUACCGAGGCGUUGGCCUGUCAUGUAUGGGCGGCUGUGCCGACGGAGAGACGGAGAUAGUGCAGGACACGAACAGCCAUGACAAGAAUGGUGACCGCACCUGCACUGGCGGCAUCCAGAGCUACUGCUGCAAGGACUUCAAGCCAGCACCAUCUGCGGACGACAUCAAACAAGAGGCCGAAGAUACUGCGAAGGACCUGGCUGAACAGGCUGCGGAGCAGGCUGCCCUGGAUAUUGCAGCGAAGGCUUUCUGUCGCAUUGCCGUGCCGGCUCUGCUGGCACCUUUAGAGCUCAUCGAAGCGGCCAUCCCGAUCAUAGGAGAGAUCUUGGAUAUUGCCGAAGUUGCUGCCACGCCGGCACUGGUUCAGCUCUGCAUCAAGGGGGUGGAAAAGGAAGGGAAGGCAGUCUUCAAGGUCUUUGGAAAAGAGCAUAGCCUUUCUAUGGACAAGCCAAAGACAACCAAAGUCUCCCGGCCACCAGAGUCAAGCCAUACCUCAGCCCCCACACGUUCAGCCUGCCCCAAGAGCAAAAGGGCCGACUGCGAGAACAACGACCCGCAAUACCACAAGACAAUUACGACAGCAGUGGUUGACCAAUUUCGAAGCCCUGUCAGACAGAUCAUGUGCGACGGCGGCGGUGCCAACCCCGGAAUCAACGACCACCCACAGGCUUGUUUCAACUAUGCGUCCAUCUCUCGGGUCAACCCACAGUAUGCGACCAUUACAUGUCCAUAUCGCAAACCGACAGCGAGAACGCUGCGACCUGUCACGGCGGAGUUCAACGGCCAACGCGACCGGGCACGCUUUGAUGCCCAACUAGCAAACUUGCCUCUUGGUGGCUGUUCUCCCGACGAGUAUCCACCAGCGGCGAUGGCAGAUAUCAACGAUGGCUUCAACGACCUGACCUCAACUCAGGGCGUGCGCCGCCCAGUGGGGUAUGUAGACCGCGGUCAGAUGGUGCGGCUCAUCGCGAGCCGCGACAACUACCUCGCAGGCCGGCUCUUCGACCAGUGCAACCCCUACGCGCCGUACAGUCUGGACAACCCCCACAGGGAGGUCCCCGCCGGGAGGGGCGGCAGGGCCGGCGUCGUCACGUACACAUACUUCAGGGCCGUCUUCGACCGCGAGCGCUUCACCAUCGCCACCCAGAACAUGCCCAACUGGGCCGACGACGGCAUGAGCGACAACGCCUGCGCCAUCUUCAACAACGGGCCCGUCACGCACCCGGGCUACGCCGUGCUGAACCGCGACCCCUGGUUCGACAACCACCCCACCGAGGCACAGCUGACCGCCGCGUAUGCGCCCGCCGCGCGGGCGAGGCGCGAGUGGGUGGACGACGUCGGCCUGGUCGUGGUCGCCGGCAACUCGAGCCAUGUGGCCUCCAAGGGCGAGAUCCAGGACGAGUUCGGCUUCGACGACUGCGCGGACGAGAAGUGCGCCCGGGAGCUGCGCGCACUCCGCGCUGUUGCCCAGCAGCGGCGGGACGAGCUGUCCCCGUCCCGGCCCACGAGGGUCGAUGCCGCCGCCACGCCGGCGGUCGAGGUCGCCAUGUUGGACCAGGGCGAGGACGGAGGUUUGGAGCCGGCGACGGAGAUCAGCGCUGAUUCUUUGCGGCCUGAUGUACCGCGGUAUACUGGUACUGCCAGUGCAGGGCAGGGUGUGUAACAGUUUGCAAAACUGCGUUGCAGUGCUGGCUGGCAGUGACCGGAUGUGGACUGUCCUUUUACUUGUUCGCCUGGGAAGUCUUGCGCAGAAAGAUGUUCUGCCUUUCGAGGUUAUGAUGGUUGGUUGAUGCCUACCCUACGGUAAUUCAGUCAGAUUCUUCUUGUCACGCGUGCCAGUGAUGCAUUCCAAGGUUUCAAUGCUACCAGAAUUCAACAUG
Messenger RNA from Diaporthe batatas, 3816 nucleotides. RefSeq lists its product as uncharacterized. Gene Ontology annotation, molecular function: chitin binding; hydrolase activity, hydrolyzing O-glycosyl compounds. Bases 180 to 3599 code for a protein of 1139 amino acids. Gene Ontology annotation, biological process: carbohydrate metabolic process. Lineage: Eukaryota; Fungi; Ascomycota; Sordariomycetes; Diaporthales; Diaporthaceae. The transcript has 9 exons. The record is from RefSeq and is a predicted model, not a curated record.